GCCAAGCCAAACCUGAAAAAUAUACUUUACAUUCAGAAAAACAAAGCCUUUUCUCUUUUUCUGAAAUAUUGCUUUUACCAACCAAAAUUGCACAUUCCUCUAGGGUUUGAUCAACACUAUGUAUAGCUAGAAGCAAAAGAAAGAAUUUCUUUUGGGUGGAAAUUCAACGACGACUCACUCUAUGUGGUUCACCUUUCCUUCUUUUUGAAGCUAGGGAAGAAAGACUAGUCAAGAAAGAAUUUGAGGAGAUAACAACAGAAGCAUUUUCUCCUGCUAGAGCAAUACGUGAUUCAGGAGGAGAGUAUGAAAAUGGUAGUGAAAAAAUCAUCAAAAGUGAGCCUGCUGAUUCAGGAGACACACCAACUCUUAAUGCAGUCAGCUAUUCAUGUUUAAUGGAGAUUGAUGGCCAAGAUUUUCUGCAGCAGCAGCAGCAGCAGCAAGAACAGAUGCAGAUGUUCUGGAACCACCAGUUGCAGGAAAUCAAGGAGCUGAACGAUUUUAAGCAUCACCAAUUUCCCAUUUCCCGUCUCAAGAGGAUCAUAAAAUCUGAUAAGAAUGUCCUCAAGAUCUCCACUGAAACACCCAUUUUAUUUUCUAAGGCAUGUGAGCUUUUCAUUCUGGAGCUCACCCUUCGUUCCUGGUUUCACGCCCAGGAAAACAAGCGUAGAACUUUGAAGAAGAACGACUUCACUGCCGCGAUUAGGCAGACUGAGAUUUUCGAUUUCCUUGUUGACGUCGUUCCUAGGGAUGAGAUCAAUGAACAGGCUAAUGGUUUUGGGCCUGGUAUGGUGGGCUCCAGUGUAAGUGCUGUUCCGAACUAUUAUCCACUGAUGGGACAGCCUGCUAUGCCUGGGGUGAUGAUAGGAAGGCCUGCUGUGCCUGUGGUUGCUCCCUCUGUGUAUGUCCAGCCUUCGUUGCAGGCAUGGCAGGCUCCUGAAGAUAAUUCCUAUGCUGGUGGAUGGAACAGUGGACUGGGUAACCUUGAUCGUCAAAGUUAACGAUCAUGUUUGCUGUUGAUCCAGAUGCUUAGUGAAGGCUACAGGUCCUUUCAAAUAAUGUGAAUGCACCUAAUUGUCUACUUUCCAUGUAUACUGGAUUAACAGUAAUGACUUGAAUCCUGUCGUUUUGUCUGUAUGAAACUAUCUAAUUUGUUAGAAUGCUCAUGGAGUUCUAGUUUUUGGUGUAUAAUAAACGUAUCUUACUUAUCGCAUAACAAUUGUGUUAUGUUACUUUAAUCAGUUCUCCUU
This is a messenger RNA of Solanum dulcamara, 1247 nucleotides long. Its product is annotated as nuclear transcription factor Y subunit C-1-like. The coding region runs from base 393 to 998 and encodes 201 amino acids. Gene Ontology annotation, biological process: regulation of DNA-templated transcription. The transcript is spliced from 5 exons. Lineage: Eukaryota; Viridiplantae; Streptophyta; Magnoliopsida; Solanales; Solanaceae. The record is from RefSeq and is a predicted model, not a curated record. Gene Ontology annotation, cellular component: nucleus. Gene Ontology annotation, molecular function: DNA binding; DNA-binding transcription activator activity, RNA polymerase II-specific; protein heterodimerization activity.